AUGGUUCUUCAACGAGCUCCGAAACGAGCCAUAGUAUGGGGCUUUAGCGAUACGAAUAGACACGUCACUCUUGAAAUAGGCAGUCAGCUAUAUCAAACGAAGAGUGGAUUACAUCCAGUGAAUGAAUUUGGCGAAAGUAUUUGGUCGGUUACACUCGAUCCUCAACCAGAUGGUGGUCCCAAUCAGAUACAUGUACAUCAAACACUACCAAAUGGAACGCUUGUGACGCUUACUUUGAAUGAUGUCUAUUUUGGUGAUGUUUGGAUCUGUUCAGGUCAAUCCAAUAUGCAAAUGACCGUGCGAGAUAUUUUUAAUGGUUCAAUCGAAAUAGCAAACGCAGAUAAAUAUCCUAAAAUACGUUUAUUUACAGCUGCCCUAAAACCAUCAGCUGCACCAAUCGAAGAACUAUUAGGCAUUGAACAAAAUUGGUCUAUACCUUCUGCUGACAGUGUCGGAGGACCAUCAUGGACGUACAUAUCAGCUGUAUGUUGGCUUUACGGUCGAAUGAUUCACGAGGCAUUGGGCGGCAUACCGAUCGGACUGAUUGUCACUAGUUGGGGUGGUACGGCUAUCGAAUUAUGGAUGCCACCAGAACCGUUACAUGAAUGUGGCAUUUCAUCCGAUGAACGUGUUCCGUUGCAACCCUAUAACGAACCUUUAGGAAUACGAGACACAUUGAAUAACUCGAAUUUAUACAAUGCGAUGAUCUACCCAUUCACCCGUAUGGUUAUUUACGGUAGUAUUUGGUACCAAGGUGAAUCGAAUGCUGAUUAUAAUCGUGAUAAGUAUACAUGUACGUUUUCCAAAAUGAUUCAAACGUGGCGUCAAAUCUGGUUUACGCGUACAAAUAACAAUACUGAUAUUCAAUUUCCAUUUGGUUUUGUUCAAUUGUCCACGUUUAGAACUGAUGGGCGGAUGGUUGGUGGAUUUCCGUGGAUUCGUUGGCAUCAAACAUUUGAUGUUGGAUAUGUCCCAAAUCAUGUUGUGCCAAAUGUUUUUAUGGCUGUCGCUUUAGAUCUACGUGAUGACCCAAAUCUAAUUCAUCCUCGAACUAAACACGAUGUUGCCUAUCGACUGUCUCGAGCUGGUCUUGCUGUUGCGUAUGGUCAAUCUGUUGAAUAUCUAGGUCCAAUUGUAUCAAAUGUAACAUUAUCGAAUGAUCGAGAACGAAUUUAUGUUACAUAUACAGCUGUAUCAGAAAUUUCGCUUCGAAGUACAGAUGGAUUUGAAGUCUGCUGUAGAGGUGAAAGAUGUGCAACGAAAGAUAAUGAUUGGGAACCAUUAACAAUUUCCGGCAAAACUGGUUUAACAAUUACUUUAACUAUUCGAAAUAUCUGUGCUCGAAGAUCAAUAUACGGCUUUCGUUAUUUAUGGCGUGAAACGCCAUGUCCAUUUAAACAAGCACCUAUAUAUAGUUUUACGGAUGCUAAUUUACCAUCACCACCUUACUUGAAAGUUUUUUAA
Molecule: messenger RNA, 1464 nt
Organism: Adineta ricciae
Lineage: Eukaryota; Metazoa; Rotifera; Eurotatoria; Adinetida; Adinetidae
Source: the annotation of a GenBank genome assembly